UCCUGGACGGAAAAGCAAACCAAGGACCCAUAUGUGCUUCUCCGGUUCAAAAGGAAAAAGGGUAAAAAUUAUGUGUUUCUCCGGUUCAUCUUGCUAAGCCGUCACAAUCCUCAACCAGAAGCAGCCAGCACCGCCGACUCGCCGAGGGUCACUACGUAUCAUUGAGCCGUCGAUAUAUGCAUAUGUAAAAGAUGGCUCAGCAUCGCCAGCCGUACGAUCCGUGGGCAGUGGAAGGAGUAAAUACGCUUUUCGUUUCGGGGCUGCCGGACGACGUGAAGGCUCGUGAGAUUCACAACCUCUUCCGCCGCCGACCUGGCUUCGACUCUUGCCAGCUCAAGUACACCGGCCGCGGCAACCAGGUUGUGGCAUUUGCUACAUUCUUCAACCAUCAAUCCGCCAUUGCUGCGAUGCACGCGUUAAAUGGUGUAAAAUUCGAUCCUCAAACUGGAUCCACAUUACAUAUUGAACUUGCAAGGUCAAACUCCAGGAGGAAACGAAAACCGGGUAGUGGACCCUAUGUUGUUAUUGAUAAAAGAUGUAAACCCACAGAAAAUGAUCAAGAAGAGUCAAGUGAUGAUGAUACAGGAGACAGUGACUCUGAUGAAACCGCAUCUGGAGGAUCCAAUAAUGAUUCUGCAGAGGAUGAUUUAGCAACCUCAAAGAGUGAGACCACCGUUGAUGCUGAAACUGCAGUAGCAGAUCUAAAUCAGGGGCAAGCAAGAAAAACUGUCGAGGGAGGUAUUCAACCGUGCUCCACUUUGUUUAUCGCAAAUCUGGGUCCAUUGUGUACCGAAGAUGAACUAAGAGAAGCUCUUUCUCGAUAUGAAGGAUUCAAUGUGAUCAAGAUGCGUGCUAAAGGUGGAAUGCCAGUUGCGUUUGCUGAUUUUCAGGAAAUCGAACAAGCUACUAAAGUUAUGGAAGAACUUCAGGGAAGCGAGUUACCAUCGUCAGAUCGAGGCGGCAUGCAUAUAGAGUAUGCUAGGUCCAAAAUGAGGAAGAGUUAGAAGUUAAAUAUAGAUGACAAUAUCGAAGGAUUAUGCUGGAACGGAUUGCCAUUGUAAUAUCUUGGGUACCAUUAGUUUUCUUUUAUUUUCUAAGUUUUAUUAUCACCUUGUUGUAAACAUGCCAAAAUUUAAAUUUAAAUAGAUCAUGCAUGGUUUCAAAACUAGUCAGAGAGAAUACAAUGGAUUACGCUUAAAUUUCUCUUA
Messenger RNA from Tripterygium wilfordii, 1208 nucleotides. Its product is annotated as protein WHI4. The record is from RefSeq and is a predicted model, not a curated record. Gene Ontology annotation, molecular function: mRNA binding. The transcript has 10 exons. Bases 192 to 1004 code for a protein of 270 amino acids. NCBI's taxonomy places the organism in Eukaryota, Viridiplantae, Streptophyta, Magnoliopsida, Celastrales, Celastraceae.